Messenger RNA from Mytilus californianus (California mussel), 7675 nucleotides. RefSeq lists its product as uncharacterized. Gene Ontology annotation, molecular function: transmembrane-ephrin receptor activity; protein binding. The transcript is spliced from 18 exons. The coding region runs from base 285 to 3776 and encodes 1163 amino acids. Lineage: Eukaryota; Metazoa; Mollusca; Bivalvia; Mytilida; Mytilidae. Gene Ontology annotation, cellular component: neuron projection. The record is from RefSeq and is a predicted model, not a curated record. Gene Ontology annotation, biological process: axon guidance.
CAUGACAUCAUGCUUUUUCGGGUCAAAUAUCAUUCUUAGAAUUCAUGCCGUUUAAACGGUUAUACACGAGGAAGAUAAUUACAGCUGUUGUGUUACACUUAUUUCUUUAUUUUAAGCAGAUAAAUAUCAUUCAUCGACUUCCGAUUAAAUCUAGGUUACAAUGUAGUUUGAAAUAGUAUAUUUCGGAGUGUUAUUCAUUUAUUUGAACAGUUGUAGGUCAACUUUAAAGAUGAAAUAAGACUCUAUAGUGUUGUUGUUGGUCGGAAGUAAAACCAAAAGGAAAUAUGAAUGUGCACACUGGGCUGUUGGUUUUAUUGGGUUGUCAUAUGGCUGCGUCUGUCUGCAAACAACAAUGUAUUUACUGUUCAUGUGAAGCUGAGGGAAAUCCAUGUGCAGAGAUUUGGGCAGAAAACUGUAACGUAUUUAUCAACAGUACUGUAAAUAUAACAUGUCAAUUGAAUGAAUCUUAUAAAGAAGCUAAUUCUAGUACUUUGUACUUCGAAAGUGACAACAGUAAACUGGAAAACGACCAUAUUACUGUAGUCAACCAAACAACAGCAGUAUUACAACAUGUUGUUACAGUUAAUGACAUACAGAAUAAUUUCUACUGUAGAACAACGACACAUUCAUCUCAUAGGCUUUGGAAGAUUCAAUUUUUGUAUAUAGAUUAUUCUCCACAAGAAAUUGUCAAUUUCUCAUGUAUUUGGGAGGGUAUGGAGGCAGGUUCAUUACAGUGCUUCUGGGAACACCCUGUAAAAUAUAGAACCCCAAACUUCAUCAAUGUUUCAUUUGAAUGGAAAAGUAAAAGCAAAAAUCAAUUCCAAAAUAAUUGUUCCAAGGUUCUCGAUAAAACGAGGUGUGACGACAUAACAGAGAAUAUAUACGGAUUAAACCAAUUCUUCAGAAUAAAUGUAACAAACACGAAAUUACAUGCAACAAAAACUACACUGAUAGAAAAUCGAUAUCCAAAUGAUAUAAGAAAAUUAUACGCUAAACCUUUCAAAAUGGAAAACGUGACGGUUCUGGAGAAAAAUAAGACCGUCAUUCAAUUGAAAUGGGACACAAAAGAAAAACCCAGAGACGGUAACAAUAAACCUAGAAUGGAAUAUACAAUCAAAUACAUUUUAGAAAAUGGAACAAGAACGGUAAACACAUUUCAUAGAUCAUUGCUGAUUCAGGACUUACAAAUAUACACUUUGUAUAAGUUUGAAGUUUUUGCCCAUUACACAGACAUAUUUACCCACACAAAACCAAUAGGUCUACCAAGUGAUUCAGUUUAUCUACAGGCAAGAACAGCACAAUAUGUUGGGAAAUUUCCUCCAAGAGUGACAGUUGGAGCGAUUGAAUAUGCAGAAAAGGCUCAUUCAAAAGUCAGAAACAUUACAGUUUAUUGGCAGAAUUUCAACGAGAUGGAGGAAAAUGGACCGAUCGUUGAAUUUUUAGUAAUACUUGAAACUAUUGGAGAUGAACCUAUUGCUCAUGGGAUUGCUUCAUCUAACGCGUCACAGCAUACGUUCACAAAUAUUCAGUCUGUAAAAAAUGGCAGUGUAAGAAUAAAGGCAGGAACAACAUUUGGAAUGUCUGAUCCUAGCAAUCCAGUAUACAUCCAAAAAGUAGACACCCUACAGCCUCCAGAAUUUUUACUUGAAAAAAAAUUAAACACAGAUAUUUUGAUAUCAUGGCAAGACAGAAAUAUCGGAGGAGUAAAAAAUUAUACUAUUUACUGGUGUGAAAGAACGAAUGGAUGUGAGAAACAGAUUCAAUGGAAAACUAUCUCAGUUGAUGAAACUUCGUAUACUGUAGAUAAUUUGGAUACUGAAAAGAAUUAUUUAUUUGGUGUUUCAAUGGAUAGGGAAAACGGAAGUACAGGGUUCUCAUGGAAAAGUUGUUAUUACAUUAGAAAUGAAGUUCCACAAAAACCAAAUAGUGUAAAUGUGCAGAAUCAUGAUCAACAAUCGAUAACAGUUGUUUGGACAAGACCAGGGACUUGUGAACGUUCACCUUUUGUUAAAUUUUAUAUUUUGUAUUGGUGCCAACUUGCCGAAAUAGGUGAUGAAUGUAUAUUUGGUACAAAUACCUCUACGAGAGUCAACACAUCUAUUACUGAAGUACAAAUGAAAUAUAUCAUAAGAAACCUUAGGAGUGGAACUAGGUAUGUCGUUUGGUUAAUGGCAGUGUCGUCUGAUGGAAAACAAAGUGCAGAGGGAACGAAAAAUUACAAUGUUACAACAAUGGAUCCAUUACAGCCCGAAACAAGUUUCAAAUACUUAGGAGCUGCUAUUGGAAUACCUUUAGUUUUAAUACUGUUAGUGAUAUUUAUACUAGCAGCACAGAUCAGGUUUGAUUUGUGUGGAAAGAUCAAGGAAAUGAGUAAACCGUUUGACAUAGAUGUACCAACAAUUAAUAGGAAUGAAAAAAGUGGAAUGUACAGGCCCUGCACCUUAAAACUGGGUUUAAAUGGUCAAGACAAUAAAUCAUUGGACAUUUCAAGUGAAGAAAACAGAAACCAAGUACCCACUAUUAGUGAAUCAGUGGAUAGUGAAGAACAGACCAGCUUUAGUUUUCACAGUCCAACAUUUACCACUGAUGAAAUUAAUCUGAACACCAAUCAACAUGCUGAGACAGGAUAUUGUUCCCGAAACGAUAUAGCUGAAAUUGACAAUCUGAAUACUUCGAUACAACACCAAAAUUCUUUGUCCAUACCAGAUGAUUCAGCACCAGAAUAUUCUGCCAGUUCAUUGUUUCCGUUGUUUCCUGUUUCCUGCCUUUCUUCUCUACUUAUGACGAAACAUGAAUCCCCUGAAAAGUCCAACCAAAGACCUAAAGACAUCCUUGAAGGAUCUGCUUCAAGUUCGUUAAAUGAUUUUGAGAAAAUCAGCAAACAUUUGUCACAUCCAUCUUUCACCACCCAAAAUAACGAAAUACAAUUAGAACUAGAUAGUUCAGAAGAAGAAAAUCAGGGUGACAACAAAGGUGAUGAUAUUCAAAACAAACAUCCAGCAACAGUAUCUUCAAAUAGUGGAUAUGUUUCCAAUAAAUGUUUCCCUGUCAAUACACCCGACCUGUUAAGUUCGGGGAUUGGAACCUGCUCUCCUUUAGAUAGCGUUAACUGUUCAACAGAAAAUAUAUUAGCUAGCCAGCUAAACAGCUCUAGUGUUUUAACCAGUGGAUAUAUAACACACCUUCCCUUACAGAUAUAUCCUGGAAGCUGUCUUCCGAAUGAUUCGUUGGUGGGAGGUCUUAAAAGUUAUAGUUCAUCGGAGUCAAUGGAAUGUCUUGAUGAAAGAAGUUGUCCUACCAAAAGAAUUGAUGGUAAAACCUCGAUUAACAUUGUUGAAGAUCUAGACUAUUCUGUACUACGCAACCAUCCUUUGUCAUCCCUUGAUGAGUCUUUAUCUGUCACACCACCAAUAUUAAUAAGGAAAAAUAAUAAUUGCAGUUUGAGUUGUGAAGAUAACGCUACUAAUGUCCAUAUUCCAAUACAUUCAAUCAAAAAUAACUUAGCGAAUGAUUUUAUCCAUCUUAUGCCAGAUGGCAAAAUAAAUAAUGGAUCACAAAUCAUGCCAGAGUGUAUUCAUCCAGCAACAAAUAAUCCGAACAAUGAUGCAGAAGUGGUACAAGAAACAUCCUCAAACAAGAAUGACAAUGACAUCAUAAAUGCCAGUACUAACAACAAUAAAGAUGGAUACGUUUGCCAUCAUGACCUUGAAAAACAUCUUAGUGGUGGUUAUGGCAAUAAUUUAUGCGAUGAUAACGUUCUAGGUGAAAUCACAUGAUCUGAUCUUCUUUAGUGAAGACUGUUUCAUUUCACACAACAAAAGACACAAGGCAAAAGCACUAUUCGAUCACAAAUGAUGCCAGAGAUUAUCUUUCCCGCAAUAUAUACUUCGUAGGUUAGAGAUUAUCUUUCCAGCAAUAUAUACUUCGUAGGUUAGAGAUUGUCUUUCCAACAAUAGAUAUUCCGUAGAUUAUUGAAACAGUAAUACCUGAAAAUUUCUGCGACAAAAAGACAAUGACAUUGUAGUAUCAGUACUGCUAUAAGUUAUAGGGUUGAUACUUUCGUUGUUGUGAUCUUCCUUAAGAUCAAAAUGGUAGUUAUUGCAACAAUUUAUUGGAGAAAAACGUUUUAAAUGAAAUUUUAUACGACAUGCACGUACAUAAACGUAUAUCAUCUUUUAGAAUAGUUGAUAUAACAAGUGCUGUAAAUUUGUUAAAUAUCACAAUCGUCUUGUUCAAUGAUUUUACCACCAGUCAUGCAAUUUCUUAUUUUUUAAGUUUAUUUGUUUCACGUGUAUAUCAAUGUUUAAACUAAUACGGAUGAGGUAUACCGAAUUUUGUAGGCUUUUACUUAUCAGUGGAUGAUUAUGAUUGCAUUAUUUAUGCUGUACCGACCAAUUGUUGUCACUUUUUGUGCUUAUUUUUGCAUGCCAGAUGAUGAAAGAGGAGGUUACUUUUACAUUGGAGUCUUCGUUUCACACAAAAACAAUAAUCAAUUUGUAGAUACGAAAGAUAGAAAAUGUUAACUUGGUGACGACUGCCUAAUAGAUAUAUACAUUUAAUGGACUUUCAAACAAGUGAAACAGGAACAUUUAGUCGAAUGGUUUAAAGAUAUUUUUGCUUUUAAUCAGCAACACUAACAAAUUUUUAAAAUAAGGAAGCAUAUUUUUUUCUGCUCUUUAUUGACGUUUUAAAUUGAAGUUUUCUUGAACAAUCUUUUCAAAGAUAUCAGGCUAAAAAUUUAUUAAAGACGUGCAUUAAAAACACAAAAGCCCUAUAAUACUUUAUUUCCCAAAGCAAUACAGCUUAUAGACAUAUAACAAAAUAUAACUUAAAUUUUAAUACACACCUUCAUGUAUAAACAGUAAAAUAUAGCGAAUAAUAUUGAAAUACAAUUGUAUAAUAAUAGUAGCGGAGCAUGAUACACAACAUUUAUAAGUUUUUCAGCAGCAAACAAUUAUUUCCCUUUAUAAUUAAAUUCUUUUACAUUUUGUAUUGAUAAUAAGGGAACAAGUUUUAAAGUUUACGGUUUUCUCCAAAAGUAUUGUUUUAUAUAUGGUUUACGUUUAUCUUUCAAUAUAAGAAUAAAAUGAAACUCAUCUUCAAUUCAUCUAUUGUUACAUAUUGUACAAUAUCAAUCAAAGAUGUUAGGCUUAUCAUGUGGUAUACAAUAUUGCAAUGUAUGUUUCAAAAUCAGCAUUUGUAGUGCUCUUUUCAAAAUAGUGGGAAUGGCAUCUCAGUUAAAGAGGUGUUAGUCGAUAAUUUGCAAAUGGAAAGCUAAUUUUAUUGUAUCCUCUAACCAUUAUUUAUAGCAAACUGUAACUCUUUAAUCAUGUUGGGGCCUCCUUCUGUACAUUGUUCAUUUUAGGUUUGCAUUCACCAUUAAUAAUUUUUUAUUAGUGUCAAAAAUCUUUUUUAAUGGCAGCCAGUUUUACAACUUUUUUAAGGAUGUUCGCUACCCUUGUUUUUGACUUUUUGUCAGAUAUUCGGAAUCCUCUAGUUUUAUACAUAUAGUGCAAAUAAAAAAAUUGUUUGCUUACAACUUCUUUUCUUUUCAUAAUUUUAUAACAUAUAGUUAAAAACUCCAUUUUUGAAAAUCUUAUAAAAUCCUUGUUAAUUAUUCAUUGUUUUUGAAAGAAAACAGAUCCAAUUGUUAAAUGUAUGAAAAAUCUAGGGAGAAUAGUUUCCCGCCAAAUUUUCAGUUGAUUAUAUCUCAAAAACAAGGACACUGGCCUAUCAUUUUUUUCUAAUGUUUGAAAGAAAACAGGUCCCAAUGUUAAAUGUAUGAAAAAUCUAGGGAGAAUAAUUUCCCGCCAACUUUUCAAUUUAUUAUAUCUCAAAAACAAGGACACUGGCCUAUCAUUUUUUUCUAAUGUUCAAGUUCCUUUUUCUAUAUUCUUUCCAUUUAUAAUAGUCUUUUAAAAGGCUUGUAUUUUGAAGCCGAGGAGCGAACAUCCUUAAAGAAUAUUUUUAUUACAAUGUACAGUUUUACAAAUCAUCAUUGAUUGAUAUUUACCUCGGUAGUAGUCUAGUUUUUAUCCAUCAAUGUCUCAGAGUUUCGAUGUUGGUUAUUGGAAUAGUAUGCAAAGACAAAGAUUUGCUUUUAUUUCUUUAUUCAAUUGCUUCAAUUUAAGGUUUUAUUUGUGUGUUCAGUAGAUACAGUUACGGGUACGUUUAUCAUGAUACUGUUCAGAAGGAAAAUAUAUAAUUUACACAUUAUUGGUGCGACCGAACUGCUUUUCCGAAUUCUUCCUUAUCAGGAACGCUCACAUCCAAAAUUUUGAAAGUAUAGGAUAUAUAAGUAUUUGAAUACGUGAGGACCUUAAUGACUAAAUACCUGGUAUUUUUAGAAUAUUUGAAAAAAAAUUAAAAUCCUGUGGACAACACCUCUAGUAUGUGUAGAAACAUCCUACAAAAUAGUAAAACUGUAGCUCAAAAACUGUAGGAGGAGAUAGUCGGACAUAUCGUGUAUCUAUAUCAAGAUGGACGGACAGGGGUAACUAAAAGAGACAAGAAAUAAAUAGCAAAAUCCCUCUAAGAUAGCAUUUUCAUGAUGGUGUGUUGAACAGUUUCUUUUUGAUAAUUUAUCAACAGAGAAUUAAAACAUACUCAAUCACAAAGCAUUAUAUCUGACUUAUCUUUUUUCAUUGUAAAGAAUGACACAUCAAUUUUUUUAUUUCAAAGGUUUUCAAUAAAGCAAAACCAUUCAACUGUUGUUAUGUACCUUAUUUUCUUAAUGAGCAUUUAAAAUAUUUAAGAGAGAGAGAGAGAGAGAGAGAGAGAGAGAGCAUCAACAAACAUGACACAAUUCUGUUGUGUUGAAAUUCUUCGUUUGUAUGCAUGACUGUUUUUAGUUUUUAAGUUAGAGAUAUUAUUUUCCAAUACCCCAUAUUAUGCAUUAUUCGUGUUAUUCACCCUCUGAUGCACUGCUCAGAAAUUUAAAUAUUGCAGGUAUUAUCGUUAACAAUAUAUAUACUUUUAUGUUACUUUUUAUAGGUAUUAAUUAUGUUUUAAUUGUAUAUUUUUUUUAAUUACAAAUUGAAUAUACAUUUUGUGUUUCUUUGUUGAUACAGUUAUAUGUUUUUAUAGUGAUUAAGAUUAUUAUUACAAUGUUGACUGCUGUACACCAUUUUUUGACGUUUUUACCUAUUAUGUCUGUCUGUUUUCCUCACACAUUGUUGUCAAUAUAAUGGAAUUCAAUGCGACUGUUAUACAAGUCAGAGGUUUACCUAGCUAUAAAACCAGGUUUAAUCCACCAUUUAAUACAUAAGGAAAUGCCUGUACCAAGUCAGGAAUAUGACAGUUGUUUCCUUUUCGUUAGAUGUGAUUGAGCUUUUGAUUUUGCCAUUUUAUAAAGGACUUUCCGUUUUGAAUUUCCCUUGCAAUUCGGUAUUUUUGUUAUUUUACUUAUAGCUUUUUAAUGUAUUUUUACAGACAUUUAUAGAACUGGUAAUUCAAAAUACACAAUUGUACUUAUGCGUUGAUAAAACAAUAUGUAUAAUAUAUAAUGUUUAAUACUAUUGUUCAUAACUUUAUAUAAUGUUUUAUUCUAUUGUUCAUAACUUUAUAUAAUGUUUUUAUACUAUUGUACAUGUGCUGAUGCAACGUUAAGCAACCAACAAUCAAUCAAUAUUGUACAUACUUUUAGAAAAAUUUGAUAAAAUACAUUAGAAAGACA